AUGGGGCGUCCUAAGGUCCAUCCCGCGAAUCGUCUGCGUGCCAAUACGGCCUGUACGACAUGUCGGGCCUCGAAGAAGCGAUGCAGUGGGUCAUUUCCCUGUACCAAUUGCAUCCACAAGGGCCGCGGCCGCACCUGUAUUCCGUUCAAGUCGAUACCGGACACAAGUCCUCAAAGUCGACCAUCGCCGACGAUUCGAUCUGCGAUUGAGGACAUUCCGGCGUGGGGUAGCUCGAGUAUUAACUUACAAAGUCCGACAGCUUUACAUACUCCCGAUAGAGCGGGUCAUCCGCUCGAGCGAGUGAUUGAGGCGGGUUCGCGAUCGCCAGAGGCUACACAUCGCACACUUCCGCGCAUGCUGCGAAACCUGCAGGGUGAAAGAGUCUACGUUGGCAAGGCCGCUUCUCUUUCGUUUCUUCAGCUUCUUCGAGAUACCGUGACUCAGCAUAUUGGACCCUCACAAUUUUCUCAUAACUUCAAUAGCGAGGAUAUGCUGGAGACGGAGGCCCGCCAUGACUCGUUGAACUUUUCAGAAGAACGUCUGGUCAAUGAUGAGAAGCGUCGAUUUAUUCAGACCUUCCACAUAGUAACAAGCGGUUUCUUGUUCCUUGGAUUAAAUAUAGAAUCAUGUUUAACCAACAAUGUGGAACCAAAGUCUGACCGAGAAAAAACUCGAGCAGCUAUUUGUGAUCUCAUGAUCGCCAUUGGGGCACAGUCAUGUCCCAACAAACCCGAAACUGUCCAGAUAGAGCGCUUUUACUUUACUCGGGGCCAGCAAAGGACAUUUGCUAAUUUCUUGGAAGACCCGAGUAUGGAUCUUGUUCGUGUGUUUCUGCUGAUGUCAUUUUAUAUGUUUGGUGCAUGCCGCCGUAACGCAGCGUUCAUGUACUUGGGCGUGGCAGCUCGAUCCGCUGUUGCAUUGGGCCUGCAUACAGAUGCUUACGGGUCGCUGAGCCGAAGCGAGCAACAGGAGCGGUCACAAUUGUGGAUGAGCCUCUGCAUCAUCGAUUUACUGGCGAGCUCAAUUCUUGGACGUCCAGCUGCCACAUCGUCUUUACUUCGGGAUAACAAACAGGCGAUCCAGCAAAUGGCAGUUACACCGGCCUCGGCCGGUGUAUUUGCCUCGUAUCAAUUGUCGCUUUUGUUGGAUGAGAUUAUUAGCUGCCUGUACAGUGAGAAAGCGGCAUCUACAGAAACAGCCGAUUUAUUGCUAGCCAAGCUGAACCGCUGGAGUGAUCAUCUACCGAACUCGCUCCGUACUUCGUCUGAGAAUGAAGAGCCCAUCAUGGCACAAGAGCGCAUUAUUGGUAAUAUGCACGUGGCCUGCUCCUAUCAUUUUGCCGUCAUACUAGUCACUCGCCCCUUUCUCAUCUCCACACUUAGUGUCCGGCUGGCCCGGUUGCACCAGACCCUCUCGGGGGUGGCUAUUGAUGCACCAGAGGAAGACCCGGCGCAUUCACGGCUUGCAGCUGCUUGUACCGAUUCAGCAGUCUACAUGCUUCAGACCUGCAUAGAAAUUCACCAAUCAGAGCUACUCUUGCGGAAUAUGGGAAUCAUGAAGGCAUUUGUCUUCGCUGCAGCUCUAGUUCUGGGAUUCUCCAUGUUCUCUCAUCGCGACGUGGAUCCGGAAAUCGACGGCGCAUUUACCGGUGCUCUGACCAUUCUGCGAAUGCUCGCUCACCAAUCGGCGCAGGCCGCCCACUACCUUGAGAUAUUGACCUUACUCGAGGCGGCUGUCACACAGCAAAGACGGCAGAUAGCUGCUCAGGCGCGACAGCGUCGCAGCCAGUACGUGAGUCGCAUUUUCAGUUUAACCGGUAGCCCGGCACCCGCGCGAGUACAGAGUGAAGACGAGGGCCGAGGCGCCGCGACUCCGCUGAUUGCGGGAGGGCCAUUCUGUCCGUGGAUUCCGCAGGAUGACGGUCCGGGGACGGUUACUCCACCGGUGAUGGACGGGGUUUUUCUGGACUGGCAGGGCAUGGAAUUACCAAUGUGGGACAGUUUCCCUUUCACCGAACCGGGAUCGUCUGUGCUAUGA
Molecule: messenger RNA, 2037 nt
Organism: Penicillium maclennaniae
Lineage: Eukaryota; Fungi; Ascomycota; Eurotiomycetes; Eurotiales; Aspergillaceae
Product: Zn(II)2Cys6 transcription factor
Exons: 5
Coding region: 1-2037 (678 amino acids)
Biological process (GO): positive regulation of transcription from RNA polymerase II promoter by galactose; DNA-templated transcription
Cellular component (GO): nucleus
Molecular function (GO): zinc ion binding; RNA polymerase II cis-regulatory region sequence-specific DNA binding; DNA-binding transcription factor activity, RNA polymerase II-specific
Source: RefSeq, a predicted model, not a curated record